Molecule: messenger RNA, 5418 nt
Organism: Medicago truncatula (barrel medic)
Lineage: Eukaryota; Viridiplantae; Streptophyta; Magnoliopsida; Fabales; Fabaceae
Exons: 7
Coding region: 142-5331 (1729 amino acids)
Biological process (GO): defense response; signal transduction
Molecular function (GO): ATP hydrolysis activity; ADP binding
Source: RefSeq, a predicted model, not a curated record
UUCUCUCCAAGUGCAAUGUGACGACUUUGACUUAUAAUAGUAAUCACAUAUCACUUAUCAUUUCAGUUGAUUUCUUCUUCUUGUUGUGCAAUUUCAGAUUCACUUAUCACUUUGAAGAAUUUUUCAUCAUCAAAUCCAUCCAUGUCUUGCUUCACUUCCUCCUCCAAAAUCCAACAGGAAAUUGAAUCCAGAUCAACCACUGGUCCAAACAAGAUGAGGUACAAUGUGUUCUUGAGUUUCUGCGCUCAAGACAUGGGUUAUUUUCUUUCACGUCUCCAUACGGCUCUUAGUUCACAAGCUGGAAUCGUUGUUUUUGAGGACAAGAGGUUUCAACAUGGAGAACAGGUAGAGUCAGCGCUGAAUGUAAUUCAAGACUGCAAAAUUGUUAUAGUAGUAUUUUCAAAAAAUUAUGCUAACUCGAGUUCGUGUAUACAAGAAUUGGAGAAAAUAACUAAGUGCUGCAGAGACUCAGAAUUGAUUGUCCUACCUGUGUUCUAUGCUGCUGUCAAUCCCACGUACGGAAGUUUAGAGGGAGGUAUGUUUGGAGGAGACACUUUUCAUGAUUUUCUCAACAGAAUAUCAAUGGAGGAAAUCUCUAAAGAAGAGGACAAGCUCAUGACCUGGGUAGCAGCGAUCACUAAAGCAAACAAUUAUUUAGGUUCAAGUGAUCUCAUACAUAAACCAAUAUAUAGGUACGAACAUAUAAAUAUUAAGGGUUACAUUAAGGAUAUAGUUGAACAUGUUUCUUGUGUUAUAAACAAGAAUAGAGUUUUUUCUGUGACUUCCUGUACACCCAGUGUAAAAUCUGGUGUGCAAGAUGUGAUUCAACUAUUGAAACGAUCAAAAAGUCCUAUCCUACUAGGGAUAUGGGGGAUGACAGGGAUUGGUAAAUCAACCAUUGCCAAAGCCAUUUAUGAUCAAAUUGGUCUUUAUUUUGAGCACAAGUGCUUCCUCGAAAACAUCGGGGGAAUUUGGGAACAAAGUAAUGAUCAUCAAGUUUCAUUACAAGAGAAAAUUCUUUUUUAUAUUGAUGGACCAGCUGAAAUAAAGGUAGCUCUAUCUACAAUUGAAUCAGGAACAGAGAUGUUAAAACAAAGCCUUCAACAUAAAAGGGUACUUCUUGUACUUGACAAUGUUGAUAAAUUGGAGCAGUUGAAUGCUUUAUGCAGAAGUCGGAAAUGGUUUGGAGCAGGUAGUAAAAUAAUCAUCACGACAACAGAUAGACAUCUACUCAAAGAGCAUGGAGUUGACCAUAUAUAUAGAGUGAAAGAACUAGACGAAAGUGAAUCGCUUGAGCUUUUGAAUCAAGGUGUGUUCGGCCAAGCAACAGCUCCUCAAGAAGAUUUUGGUGAACUUUCUAGACAAGUAGUUGCUUAUUCUGGGGGACUGCCUCUUGGUGUUAAAGAACUUGGGAAGUUUUUGCAUGGAAAAAAUGUACGUGAGUGGAAGAGUGUGUUGAAAAGUCUCCAAAGAUUUUCCAUUCCUGCUCUACAACUACUAGAAGCUCUAGAAAAGAGUUUUAGUGAUUUGAGUGAUGAAGAGAAACACAUAUUCCUUGAUAUAGCAUGUUUCUUUGACAACAUGAACCAAAAUGAUGUACUUCAAACAUUAAAUAGGUCAACACAAUCUGCAGCACUUCAAAUAAGGCGUCUUGAAGACAAGAGCUUUCUAACCAUUGAUGAGAAUAACAAGCUUGGAAUGCAUGUUCUGCUACAAGCCAUGGCAAGAGACAUCAUUAAGAAGGAAUCAAGAAAUAAGACAGAUAAGCCAAAGAUGUAUGAUGUGUUCUUGAGUUUCAGAGGGGAAGACAAUCGGGCAAAGUUUGUGUCACAUCUCUAUUCCUCCCUUCAAAAUGCAGGGAUUCAUGUUUUCAAAGACGAUGAUGAGAUUCAACGAGGAGAUCAUAUCUCAAUCUCACUGUUGCGAGCAAUUGGACAGUCUAGAAUUUCUAUUGUUGUGUUGUCUACAAAUUACGCCAAUUCAAGAUGGUGUAUGCUAGAGUUGGAGAAGAUAAUGGAAAUUGGCAGAAACAGGGGUCUGGUUGUUGUGCCAGUGUUCUACGAGGUAGCUCCCUCAGAAGUACGUCAUCAGGAAGGUCCAUUUGGGAAAGCUUUUGAUGAUCUUAUAUCUACAAUUUCCGUGGAUGAAUCCACAAAGACUAAUUGGAAAAGUGAACUCUUUGAUAUUGGUGGUAUAGCAGGGUUUGUUCUCAUAGAUUCCAGGAAUGAAAGUGCUGAUAUCAAGAAUAUUGUUGAACAUGUCACCGGUUUGCUUGGUAGGACAGAGUUAUUUGUUGCUGAACAUCCAGUGGGUUUAGAAUCUCGUGUGGAAGUUGCGACUAAGCUGCUAAACAUCAAAAACUCAGAAGAUGUAUUAAUUCUAGGGAUAUGGGGAAUGGGGGGUAUGGGAAAAACAACCCUUGCUAAAGCCAUUCAUAAUCAAAUUGGGAGCAAAUUUGAGGGAAGGAGCUUCCUUUUGAACAUUAGGGAAGUUUGGGACACAGAUACUAAUCAAGUUUCUCUACAGCAACAGAUACUUCAUGAUGUUUACAAAGCACUGACAUUCAAAAUACGUGAUAUAGAAUCAGGGAAAAAUAUAUUGAAGGAAAGACUUGCCCAGAAAAGGAUACUUCUUGUGCUUGAUGAUGUGAAUGAAUUGGACCAGCUAAAGGCAUUGUGUGGUAGCCGCAAAUGGUUUGGUCCGGGGAGUAGAAUAAUAAUCACAACAAGAAAUAUUCAUCUUCUUAGAUUGUAUGAAGUUUAUCAGGUGUAUACAAUAGAAGAAAUGGAUGAAAGUGAAUCUCUUAAGCUUUUCAGUUGGCAUGCAUUCAAGCAACCAAGUCCAAUAGAAUAUUUUGCUAAACAUUCAACAGAUGUGAUUGCUUACUCAGGGAGAUUGCCACUAGCACUUGAAGUACUUGGUUCCUAUUUGUCUGACUGUGAAAUAACAAAGUGGCAUAAAGUUUUGGAGAAACUAAAAUGUAUUCCUCAUGAUCAAGUACAAGAGAAACUAAAAGUAAGUUUCGAUGGUUUAAAAGAUUUUACUGAGAAACAAAUAUUUCUUGAUAUAGCUUGCUUCUUUAUUGGGAUGGAUCAAAAUGAUGCAAUUCAAAUAUUAAAUGGGUGUGGAUUUUUUGCUGAUAUUGGAAUUAAAGUUCUUGUUGAAAGAGCCCUUGUAACUGUUGACAAUAAUAACAAGCUUAGAAUGCAUGAUUUGUUAAGAGACAUGGGAAGACAAAUAAUUUAUGAGGAAGCACCAGCAGAUCCUGAGAAGCGCAGUAGGUUAUGGCGCCAUGGGGAAGUGUUUGAUAUAUUAGAAAAGUGUAAGGGAACAAAAUCUGUCAAGGGGCUAGCUUUGGAGUUUCCAAGAAAAGAUUGUCUGGAAACUAAAGCAUUUAAGAAGAUGAACAAACUCAGAUUGCUUCGCCUCGCUGGGGUGAAGCUUAAGGGAGAUUUUAAAUACCUUUCAAGAGAUCUUAAGUGGCUGUAUUGGCAUGGAUUUCAAGAAUCCUAUGCUCCAGCAGAAUUUCAGCAAGAAAGUCUUGUUGUCGUCGAAUUAAAAUACAGUAAGCUCAAACAAAUAUGGAACAAGAGCCAGAUACUACAGAAUCUAAAAAUUCUUAAUCUUAGUCAUUCCCUGGAUUUGACUGAAACCCCAGACUUUACAUACUUACCAAAUCUUGAAAAGCUAGUACUAAAAAAUUGUCCAAGUUUGUCUACGGUCUCCCAUAGCAUUGGAUCUCUACAUAAAAUUCUUCUCAUAAAUUUGACAGACUGCAUAGGUCUUCGGAAACUUCCAAGAAGCAUCUAUACAUUAAAAUCUCUAGAAACUUUGAUUCUUUCUGGAUGUACCAUGAUUGAAAAAUUGGAGGAGGACUUGGAACAGAUGGAAUCAUUGAUUACUUUGAUUGCAGAUAAGACUUCUAUCACAAAAGUGCCAUUUUCAAUAGUAAGAUUGAAAAAUAUUGGAUAUAUUUCUUUUUGUGGCUUUGAAGGAUUUUCACGCGACGUAUUCCCUUCUCUCAUUCGGUCUUGGAUAGCGCCAUCAAAUAAUGUUAUAUCCCUAAUUCAAACAUCUAUGUCCAUGUCAUCACUUGGUACUUCUAAGGACCUUCAAAAACUUCGAAUUCUUGGUGUGGAGUGUGAUUCAGAUCUACAACUAACUCAAGAUAUUGAAAGAUUUUUGGAUGUAUUAAGAGCCACAAGGGAUCCGAACUCGGAAGCAAGUGCAAGUUCAACUAGAUCAGAGACCUCUGAUUUGUAUGCUUCUCCCUUAAUUGAUGAUGGCCUUGGUCAAGUUUGCAUUUCAAAGUCAAAGAAUCAUUUGAAAUCUCUCAUAGUUCAAAUGGGAACAAAAUUCCAUGUCUCCAAUGUUUCUGAAGACAGUCUUUUACAGACUGUAGAUGGGACUUGGGAUUCAUUUUUGCUCCCUUGUGACUAUAAGUCUGAAUGGUUAACCUUCAAUUGCAAAGGUUGUUCGAUAAAAUUUGAUGUCCCAAAAAUGAAGAGUAACCUGAAGAGUAUGAUGUUAUCCGUUGUCUAUUACUCUUCCCCGGAAAUCAUAACAUCAGAAGGUUGCCAUGGUUUGUUAAUCAUAAACUACACAAAGAAAACCAUUCAAGCAUAUAAAAGAGAUACACUAACCUCCUUUGAUGAUGAAGAUUGGCAUACCAUAACAUCAAAUGUAGAACCUGGUAACAAAGUGGAGGUUAUGGUUGUUUUUGGGGAGGGAUUCAUUGUUGAGAAGACUACCCUAUCUUUACUGUAUGAUGAUCCAGUCAACAAAGAAAUGGAACGUUGUCAAGUAGUAGACGAGGAGGAUGUUAUUGUUUCUGACAAUGACGAUAUUAAAGUUUGUGUUUCCGGUGGUGAUAAUGAAUCCAUCAAUCGCUUUGGAGAGGGAAUGGUACACAUGCAGAUGACCAGGCCCACUGAUGGGUUGUAUGCUGAUGUGGGACUGGUUCUUCUAGUACCAGAUGACGACCUUGACCAGCCUGAGGAGGAAGUAGAAGAGGAAAUUCGUGCUGCUGAAGUAGAGGGUGAUCAGGAGCUGGAGGUUUCUCUACCUGAGAGUCAGCCCGAGCUGAAAGCAGCUGCAAGUGAGACCAUUGGACCGGCCCUAGGAGCUCAGAUUUUGGAUGCCCUCAAAGAGCUCAGGGAUGAUUUCGUCCGACUAGAGCAGACUGUUACUGCAGUAGAGGUCAAAUUAGAGGAGCUCGAGGAUGCCAUUGCCCAAAUACUGCGUCGAUCGAGUUCUAAGUCCAUUUCAAUCCUUAGGUUUCUUUCAACGUUGCUCUUCCUUUUGUUGUUUUGUUGGUUUGUUUUUCUAUAGUGACUAUGAUAUUAGUAUUGUACAUCCUAAGUCCUUUUAGUUGUACUUGAACCUUUUGAUUUAUGUUAUCAGUUAUAUUUUAUGUUA